This is a messenger RNA of Eufriesea mexicana, 2462 nucleotides long. RefSeq lists its product as uncharacterized. Bases 495 to 1406 code for a protein of 303 amino acids. The transcript has 3 exons. The record is from RefSeq and is a predicted model, not a curated record. Lineage: Eukaryota; Metazoa; Arthropoda; Insecta; Hymenoptera; Apidae. Gene Ontology annotation, molecular function: transcription regulator activity. Gene Ontology annotation, cellular component: nucleus.
UAAUAGCAUCUUCCUCGUCCCUAAAUGUACACGUUCCCGUAGCACGGCGAAUUAUGUAUGUAGAUGUGUGUAACCUGCCACGCUUGCAGACGGCAUGCGCGCAUGCGCAAGCCGCGCGUAGUACACACAGCUAAUCGUGACGUCAUGUAACGCCCGAUAACACUUUUGUUGUCGUCGGCCUAUCGUCGUACGUAUGCGACGAUUACGCGUGACGCACAGUUCUGUCCGGGACACCGACCAAGUCUGACGCAGAGUUCGAAAUUUCAAUUUGUUGAUAAUUUUGCAGUUUUAUAUAACGGAAAUUUUACACGAAAUAAAUUUUGUCGAAUUUUCGUAGCUUGUUCGUCAAGUGUUUACGAGUAUAUAGUUAUCAAGUAUAUUGUUAGUCGAUCAGUUUUCUUAUUUUGCGUAGUCGCGUGAAACAAAGGAAUAUGGAAAGUGUAGUGAGUGUGUAGAUCCGACGUUACAAUUUUGCAUAGCUUGAAAACGCUAAAAUGAGAUUAGAGGAAGAUCUUGUGAUUCGUAGGAGCAGACCAACGAUGAUUUCUGCCAAAUAUCGCGCAAGGGAGGAACGUCGACGACUGUUGAAAAUCUCGGCUGGCAAGCUGAGAAGAAUCGAGGAUCCGGAAGCCAGUCUGUGCAGAUCGGUUCUUAUAAACAAUGCCGUUAGACGAUUGCAACGCGAGAAUCGGGAUGAAAAGACGAGAAAUUAUGGGCUUCCGGUGGUCACGUAUCUAAAUGACUCCACCAAAGAGAAUAAUGUUUCCAGCAAUCUUAUCGUCGGAGUAACGGACGACGAAGCAUCGUCAAGGAAGAGAUUGAACGAUGACACGAGGAACGAUGGAAUCAGCUCUAAAAGACAAAGGCACGACGACCUUGAUCUUCAAGACGACGUGUUCAGCGAUUUUUACAUCUUGCCGCCAACUCCGCGACUACUCUCUCAUAUCGAUGAGGUCCAAGAACCCGACUCUCCUCAUCAUCACCAUCUAGUGUAUCCCGAGGAUCGUCUAGGCUCUGUGGACGUCCGAUCGGCAACGACGAUCAUCAGUACCAGCACAGCGAACACGACUACCAAUAAUAGCACCAGCACGACUACAAGUAGUUGCUGUAACUCCGUCAUGUUUCCUAGCGAGCUAGACGGCACUAACAGUCCAUUGACAAGUGUUACUAGAUCUAACGACGUAGGCAUGAUGGAGUCUUCGGACGUAGUUGAUCCUGACAGAAUCUGUGAUUUCGCGAGGUUCGCGGACUCCGCAAAGAGCCUGGAGGAACGUUUAGUUGAGUUACAAUCGCUGGAUGAACAUUUUGACCUAGCUAAAUUUGAAAGAAAUAACAAUCAAAGUUGCGGCAGAGCUUUUCACGACAUCCAGACUUUCCACAGUUUAGUACCUGGACUGGAAACCUAGAAGGGAGCCUCGUGCCUCGAGCACCAUCCUCUCGUCGUGUCUGGCUCGACGGAGAAGCAAAACCACGACCACGAUAACGACGAUGAAGAUAGACGGCUUCGCGGCACAUACGAGGAAUCACGGCGAGGAUGAACCUGGAUUUAGAGUGUGGACUCUCUGUCUGGAAGAUGGCGCCGCCUAUGGUACUCAGGCUUGAUGGAAUAAGCAUCGUCGACUCGGUUAGAUGACCUAUUAGAGGACCUGUUCGGUGUCUGCGGAAGUACAAAGAACGUUUUUUGAUAUCGAGGAAUGAAUAUGUGUUAGGGAAGAAAAUUUAGACCUGCUCAGGAUUUAUAUUUUGUCCUUUAAUUUGCCGGGUCGUUUAACCAGUGUCAACGAUUGGGAGACUGCGUAGGAGGACGAAUGAAAGGUUUUCACGGUUUACACGAGUUUUCAGCAGUACAGAAUUCAGUGAAUAGGACAUUUGUUCAGGGUGUGGUGCAUUUUCGAUAUGUACGUAACCAAUGAUUGGUAUCUUAUAACGUUGGUCGUACGACUACCGGUACCAAAAUGUCCUGGAAUGCGCAUUACAUAUAUAAUUUGUAUAUAUUCGAAUACGUUUCUAAGAGCACGUUAACGAUUAUAUUAUAGAUGAAUUUGUAGUGGACAUUUUUUUCGGAGAAAGUAAAAAGGAACGGCCGACGAAUAUGAGAAAAAUGCCGAAGAUGAGACGUAUGCGUCUGUUGUAUAUAAAUGCCUUUAGAGUAGUUGUAAAUCGAUGUAAGCGUGAUAUACGACCGAAAUCGAAUGAAUUUCGCUAUCGAGCGAUGAUGCCACAAAUGGCCUUCAAACUUUGUUAACUAUGUUAUUGUCUUUCUUUUCAUUCUUUUUUGUGCUUUUCCUCGCAAUUCUUGGAGACAAAGAAGAGAUUAAUUCUGGGUCUCUUAAAAAAUUAUCGCUAUCCGAAGUGUGAUUUUUUUAUAAAUCACAAAACAUUGAACGACGAGAAAUCACCACAGUUAUUUGAGAAAAGUAUUUCUAUCCGUUAAAGUAUUUUGUUCCUCCUUUUUGUUUUUU